This is a messenger RNA of Nymphaea colorata (pocket water lily), 1933 nucleotides long. RefSeq names its product scarecrow-like protein 32. NCBI's taxonomy places the organism in Eukaryota, Viridiplantae, Streptophyta, Magnoliopsida, Nymphaeales, Nymphaeaceae. Gene Ontology annotation, biological process: regulation of DNA-templated transcription. Bases 296 to 1639 code for a protein of 447 amino acids. The transcript has a single exon. The record is from RefSeq and is a predicted model, not a curated record. Gene Ontology annotation, cellular component: nucleus. Gene Ontology annotation, molecular function: sequence-specific DNA binding; DNA-binding transcription factor activity.
GCUCUGUUAUUUUUACUGCCCAAAAACCAUUUAACACGUAUCCUAAGGCUCCCCAUGGCUACCAUCUACAAGCCAAAGAUAAAUGCAGCAUAUGAAUCAAUUUCUAUAUGACUCAAUUCCUAUACUAAACCAGAUCUUCUUCUCUUGCUCUCUAUAUAAAAACACCAGCUCUGUUAUUUUUACUGCCAAAUAACCAUUUAACACGUAUCCUAAAUCUUCCCAUGGUUACGAUCUAUUUAGCCAAAGAUACUCAACAGCACUCCUUGUUGCAUAUUUCCCUUUCUCUCUCUCUAAGAUGAGGGCAGAAGUGAGGCCAAGAAGAAGUGUGUCAUCCAUUCCAGCAAGCGCGGCACCUGCGCUUUUGCAGGCGGGCAUCAGGGAGCAGGGGCCCUCCCUGUUCAAGGGAUGUCUUGGGAGGAGCUUGGAUGCCAACUGCAUAGAGAAGCUUCUCCUCCACUGCGGGGCUGCCCUCGAGAAGAAGGACUCCACCCUGGCCCAGCAGAUCAUGUGGGUGCUCAACAACAUUGCCUCCUCCCAUGGCGACCCCAACCAGAGACUCACUUCCUGGUUCCUCAGGGCCCUUAUCACCAGGGCCUCCAGGGUCUGCCCCGUAGCCAUGAACCUCCAGCGGUGCUCGGUAGGCGGCGUGCAUCUGAGCUUCUUGGGCAGGCCCAUGUCCGUGACCGAGCUAGCCGGCUACGUGGACCUCCUCCCCUGGCAUAGGUUUGGCUUCUCUGCCUCUAACAGUGCAAUCUCAAACGCAAUUCAAGGGCACCCAAGGGUUCACAUACUGGAUUUCAGCAUCACCCACUGCAUGCAGUGGCCCACUCUCAUUGAUGAGCUAUCGAGGAAGCCGGGAGCUGCCCCCUUCGUCCGGCUGUCGGUGCCGUCCGUCCGGCCCAAGGUGCCCCCUUGGCUUAACGUGUCAUGUGAGCAGGUAGGCCAGCGUCUAGCGAACUUUGCCAAGUCCAGGAACGUCCCUUUUGCGUUCAGGGUGAUCCCCAUUGGAGACAGUAUCACUGAAGUAGGAACUGAGCCAUACCAUGAAUCGAUCAUAAACAACAUAAGUGUUUGUGCCCUUGGGCUUGCUGCUGAUGAGAUUUUGGUGGUGAAUUGUCAGAAUUUCCUGCAUUAUCUGCCAGAUGAAGUUGGGGACCCCUUGUCCACAAAUAACCAAUCUGCAAGAGAUAGGUUUUUGGAGCUAAUCAGAGGGUUAAACCCCAAGAUUGUUACCGUGGUAGAUGAGGAUUCUAACCUGGGGUCUCUUGGCCUCUCCUCUAGAAUUUCUGCUUGUUUCAAUUACCUUUGGAUACUUUUUGAUGCCCUCGAGACGUUUUUACCAAGAGACAGCACUCAAAGGCUGGAUUAUGAGGCUGACAUUGGGUACAAGAUAGAGAACAUCAUAGCCUUUGAAGGGUUGCAGAGGAUUGAGAGGUUGGAGCCAAGCGGGGAGCUUGUGGAAAGGAUGAGAAGAGCUCACUUCCACAGUGUGCCCUUUGGUGAGGAAACUCUUGCAGAAGUGAAGUGCUUGUUGGGUGAGCAUGCUAGUGGGUGGGGAAUGAAGAAGGAAGACGAUAUUUGGGUGCUCACAUGGAAAGGACACAAUGCUGUAUUUGCUUCUGCUUGGGGCUGUUCUUGAAAGCUGAAUCCUUUUGCUAUUGGAGGGUGUAAAUACAUUGCUCUAAAAGGUACUAAUUGUUGAACUUACAGUAUGGGGAAAAGAAAAUGGGUCAUUUCUACCCCAAGUUAAUUACUAGUCCUAGCACUAUAACUUUCAAAGUUUUCUUUGCCUGGCCCUUGCUUUGCUGAACAUGACCACCUGAGCAUGUCAAGGUGUUGAAUAAAUAUCAGCUUCCUUAACGUUCAGUCUUCAUCAUUUCUCCAUGUAACAAAGCAGCAAACCAAAAAAGAAAAAGUUUGUUGCUUUCACUAA